UGGUGCGUAAGUAAGGAUAGCAUCCGUAGAACUCAAUGUAUUUCGGUACACCCAACAUGGCUGCCACAUACGUGCUAAGAAAAUCAUCGUCGUUUAGUUGCAACUAGUUAUGCCUGAUUAUACUGUAAAGAGGGGAGUCAUUCUUGGACCUGCUGUAAACAGGUCUCGGUUAGAGUUUUUAUUCAAUGGCAUCUUCCAUUAAUUCUCUGGAAGCGAUUCAGAAAAAAAUAGAUGCUGUUAAACUCUUCCUCUCUGUUUCACUGAGCAUCGCCAAUGCCCACACUGUGGAUUUCUACACUUGCGAUGUAUGGGACCAGUUCAUGGCUGUGCCACCCGUGGAGGUCUUGACAGAGAUCACUUUGAAUGGUGACCACAAGAGGGCGCCAGAACACUACUUAAAUCAUUGCAGUGGUACCGCCAAGAAGAUCACCUUUGGUUUCUGUGAUGAUAGUAAGCGCCUGGUGGAUGUGGCUGAGCUCUUGGAGGCUGCCUAUGCCCACUCCCUGCCUGGCCUCGGGGUCUGUGUGGGCCGCACAGAGCUACUGCAAUCCCUCAGACACACAGACAACGCUCAACCCCUGGAGGAAGCUGCUGUGGUGGAGAGUGAUGAGUUUAUGAACUCCAAGAAGUCCCACGAGGUGCAGGCCAUGUCAGAGGUGGUGUCCAGCCUAGCCCAGCGCUGCCGGGUCACACAGGUGAUUGAUGUGGGCUCGGGGAAAGGUUACCUGUGCUCCUUCCUGUCGCUGCAGUACGGCCUCCAGGUGUACGGCAUCGACUCGUCCAGCGUCAACACGCACGGCGCCCAGGAGAGGAACAGGAAGCUCAAGAAGUACUCCCGGGCCUACCAGAGGCACAGCAAAGCCAAUAGGACUCCGACAGUGAUGCCCCCCUCAGGCCAGGAGGACUUGGAGGAUGUUGCACCCGGUGAGAGAGAGAGAGGGGACAUGGUUAAGACGAGUGGGGAUGCAGAGAAGGAGGAGGGGAAGGGGAGGGGAGAUGGGGAGGCACAGACCAACACAACAGGGUUAACAGAUCGGAAUGAGGAAGAUGCAAUGACAUCACUUACCUCCGCCAUUUUGUUAGAGGACAAUUCCCUUCCAGAGUUGGACCAAAGUGACCCAGCCUCAGCUCCAGAGGAUCCUUUUCUCAGUGCCCUGUGUGUGGGCAUGGUGGAGCCCACCUCCCCCCGGGUUCCCCCCAGUGAGUUGAGCCUGGAGGAGAGGGAGAGGAGGAAGAGGGAGAACCUGGAGAGGAAGGCCAGGAGCUGGGUUAACAGUGGUGGCAUGGGCUGCGGCAUGCUGUACUCACCUCUGACCUCCUACGUUACCGCGGAGACGGAGCUCAAGGAAAUUAUUGGGGAGUUAGAGGAUGCGGUCAUGGUUGGUCUGCACACGUGUGGAGACCUGGCGCCCAGCACCCUGCGCAUGUUUGUGGCCAAACGGGAGCUCCUCUCCGUCUGCAGCGUUGGCUGCUGCUACCACCUUCUCUCUGAGGAGUUUGAUCCCACCAGACAAGAGUGUCCAAGCAGCAGCGUGUGUGGUUUCCCCCUGAGUGGCUACCUGAGGGAGCAGUCCUGGUUCUGUGGCAGAAAUGCCAGGAUGUCGGCGUGUCUGGCUUUGGAGAGAGUUGCCAAGGGCCAAGGGAUUCAGAUGGAGUCACUCUUCUAUAGGGCCGUCCUCCAUGUGAUUCUAAGGGAUCACUACAGCUCCUUUAAAAGCGAGAAGCGUGUGGGGAAUGUCUACUCCAAGGCCACCUCGUUCGUGGACUACGUCUGGAGAGCCCUCCGGAGGCUGGAGCUGGAUGAGUCAAAGCUCUCUGACGGUGUCAUACAGAGUUACCACGACACAUACCGACCCAGGAUGGUUGAGAUGGAGGCCUUUAACAUGCUGAAGGUGACUUUGGCUCCCUGCAUCGAGGGUCUGAUUCUCCUGGACCGCCUCUGCUACCUGAAAGAGCAGGGAUCGGUGAGACUAAAAUGGUGGAUGUCUACUGGGGAUUUGCUUUCACCUGUCCAGUUCCUACAGGAAGACGUGGCGUUCUCCACUCUGGUGCAGCUCUUUGAUCCACUGUUGUCGCCGCGCUGUUACGGAGUUGUCGGAGUGAAGGCACCUGGGAUGGAGUUGUCAGAGUGAAGGCACCUGGGAUGGAGUUGUCAGAGUGAAGGCACCUGGGAUGGAGUUGUCAGAGUGAAGGCACCUGGGAUGGAGUUGUCAGAGUGAAGGCACCUGGGAUGGAGUUGU
Messenger RNA from Oncorhynchus masou masou (cherry salmon), 2240 nucleotides. RefSeq names its product methyltransferase like 25 (gene mettl25). Bases 186 to 2132 code for a protein of 648 amino acids. Lineage: Eukaryota; Metazoa; Chordata; Actinopteri; Salmoniformes; Salmonidae. The record is from RefSeq and is a predicted model, not a curated record. The transcript is spliced from 13 exons.